GCAGCAACUACACGCUCCUUUCUGACGCUCCCUGGGGAUGAAUCCCCGGAGAAGGCUUAGAAGGCGAAAGGCGGAGCUUGCCUGAUUUGCGCCGCUGGGAUUAGCUUUUCCUGGACCAAGCUUUUUGAGCCGCUGAUUGGCUUUCCGGGGAAAGGGGAUGGUAUGAUUGACGGCGCUCAAAAUGGCGGCGCCCAUGGUUAUUCCCGAUACCGAAAGAGUUCAAAAAGCUGUGACCUUGAUCAAUGCUCUGGAUACAGGCAGAUUCUCCCGCCUUCUCUCCCGCAUUCUUCAGAAGCUUCACAUAAAGACAGAGAGUACUUUCACACAAGAAGAGGAAGAAAAACUUCAAGCUGCAUUCUCAAUAGAAAAACAAGACCUUCAUCUUGUACUUGAAACCAUAACAUUCAUUUUGGAACAGGCCGUAUAUCAUAACUUGAAACACACUAUUUUGCAACAGCAGCUGCAGCAUUCUAACUUGAGUCAUGAUAAAAUAGAAGUAUUUGUUACCACAUGGGCAGUUGCAGGUCCAGAAAUUGUGGAAAAGUUUAGACAAAGAAUUUUGUCACCACAUAAGCUUGAGACAAUCGGAUGGCAACUUAACCUUCAGAUGGCUCAGUCCAUGCAGGCAAAACAAAAAUCUCCUCAAGCUGUUUUAGAACUUGGAGUCAGCAGCGAAGAUUCAAAGAAUGUGGAGAAAAUAUUUGUGGAAUUCAAUCAUAAAGAACUGUUUGAGUUCUAUAACAAGUUGGAAACAAUACAAAUGCAGCUGGAUUCACUGACGUGAUACUAUGUGAAGACUAAUUUCUCCAUCACAUUCCAACUGUUUUGAUACUGAAGAUAUAACGGCUGAAUAUAUUUGCUGAAAUACUCAAUGGAUUGCUAUCAAUAAAUGAUUUAAGCUUCUUUGAUCAUUCACAUUAGGUAAAUAAAAUCAUUGUUAAGAAAGUUUUGGUUACACUUGACUACAGGGUAUUCAACUUUUUGUGACGCAAUGUACUAUAUUAUUGUGCAGACUUUUGAAUUAUGAAGUCUUCAGUUUUUGUUUUGCAUUUCCAUUGUGGAUGGCAGUUUAUGUAAUACUGUAGCAUAAUAAACUGCAUGUAAUCAUUAUCCAAAGUAUGCUUAAACAGUAGAAAAAGAUAAUUAAAUUACUAAAACAUUGGCUCCAAUAUGAUAUCUUGUCCAUAAAAACAGUACAAAUACUCUAACUUUGGACUAUUUUAGUUUAUUACUUAAUGCUUUUGUAUUUGCUGCCAGAUUUCCCAGCUAUGACAAAUAGCAAGGUCUGCUUGUUUUUGAAUGCUUCAGUGAUUGCUAAAACGCUUUAAAGGACAAUUGCCCUCUCAUGCAUCAAAAAGAGAAUAAUGAGAAUUUCUUAACAAAUUGUUUACUUGAUGAACAUUUUACCAUUAAGAUUUGAUUUUGUAGAUUCCCAGCUUGAAAGAAAUUAAAAUUAAAUUAAAAUUAAAAAAACAAGGCCCUUUUUAGUAAAUCCAAGGCAGCGAGGACGAGGUCCUGUGCUACAAUGACGAUGGAAACUGUUGUCGAUGCAGAUUGUUGAUGUGCCUUUUAGGGUGCCUUAAUGGUAAGAAGCCGAUGAGUUAUAAUGCACACAUUACAUUACUAAUUGGGAAAGGUAAUGCAUUUCUUAGCUUUCCUAGGUUUCUCAUUUUCGUUCAAAAGUAGCUGCUGAGUGCACAAAUAAGUGCAUUUAACAAUGACAAUUAAAAGUCCUGGCAGAAGGUUAAAAGUCUCUGCCAAGUGUCCUUGGUAUAAUAACUAAUUGCCAUUGCUACAUCUGGGAUAUUAUACUUAGAGUAGGAUUGAGCAAGUUUCAUUAGUAAUAUGGAAAUGUAUUGGGCCUCAGGUGAACACAGCAACACCUUUUUGGUAUUCAUUUAAGGAAUUCCACUUUUUUCUAAGAAUUCAUGCAUCCUUUACUGGACCAGUAAAAGGAGAAUGCUUUUUAAUUUUUUUUGCCCACAAACUCAAGUAGUUUAUUAUGGUUGUGCAGUUGACUUGGAGAGAUGCUUAAUUGAACAAUGCCAGAAACAAAAUGUCAUUCCAGUAUAAAAUGGGCCCAACAGAAAGAUUAACUUCACCUCUUUGAUACAAAAAGUAGGAUUUUUGUCAUCAUGUGGAGGAAACUCCCUCCAGAUCAGUGACAGAGUGAUAUGAACAAAUACAAAAUGCUUUCUAUUAGGAAUUGAAGGCUGUCCCUGUGAACAAGGAACUUUGGCACACACACAAGUGGACAAUCAAAGCCAGUGGAGAAGCUUUCCAGCUGCAGCCCUCAGGCUUCUAGCACAAGGACAAGGAGUCAUAAAAGUGAAGAAGUAUUUUUUCCUCUUCAGAUCAGUGAGCAAUUUUUUUCCUGUCCUCUCUCUAGCCAUGACAGUUAGAUGGCAGAGCCCAGUGGAGAGAUAGUAGCAACACAGAGAAACCACAUAGAUUUCAUAGUGACACAUCUUUGUUUUAAAGUUUGCAAUCAUUACAGUAAUGAAGGAUAGGCAAGUUGAAGCAGAAGUCUUAAUUAUACCUUCUGGCAGGAGUCCUUCCUCUCUUGACAAAGGAUUCAGAAGGGUCUGAGGCCAAGGCUUAAAACAGUUCUGAUCUACAUCCAGGUGGCCUUCCAGACAGGGCCUUCCAGACAGAUACUAAUUGAUGGACUAAGGUGGACGGUUUCUGCAACAUAAAUCUUCCAGCUGUAACCAACCCUGCAAGGAGAUUAUAAGUGGCUAUAUAAGUGAAUCUCCUGCUUCCUGUUAUUGAUAUGGUGAAUGGAGAAUUAUGGAUCACGGACUUGAAUCUUGUCUGAAGAUGGAGCCUUACAAUGUGGACACAAAGGAAAAUGAAGUCUCCAACUCUUGGAGUGAAGUGAAGUAGCAACCUCUUCACCACCACUACCUUAGGUGUGUGUAUAUACACACAUGAUAUGGAAAGAUCAUAAAAGAGGCAGCACAAAACUGGGCACAAGUAGCUAUAUUGAUAGUUGAGUGAGCAGUACUUCCCUAAUGGCAUUGUCAUGAUUGACAUUGCCUGUGGAUGAUUUAGCCAUUUAUACAAAACUGGAAAGGAUUUUGAGACAUAAAUGCCUUUGGUCCUAUUAAUGGAUAGGAAUGCAAUUGAAUUAACCCCAGAAUUUUAUUUUUAAGUUUAUUCUAUAAAUAAACAUAAUGUAGGUCAGUGUAAAGCAAUGUAAGUUAACUGAAAUAUGUUUAUAUUCUAAAACUUUUAAAGGCUAUAUUUAUAGGGGGAAAAUGCAAUAUCAGAUUAUUGUCACUUAGAAAUUAUGAUUCAUAGACAAAUUAGUUUGCAGUGUUCAAGUCAAGCAUUAUUGAUUGGCACAUUAACACUUCAACUUUCUGCAAGAUACUGCAUUAAUAUUUCUGCAACUUUCUUAUUUUGAUUGAAAAAUACCCAUACCUGCAUUGCAGAAGGACUUUUUUCUUAUUAAAACCAGUCUAAAUAAUUAUUUCUGCAAACUCUUAAACUCACUUCAAAUUCACCCCAGUCAAUUAGGAGUAACCUUCAAUUUUGCUCUACCUAUUUUGUAGAAAAUAUGGAUAUAUACAAUCUGUAAGCAAAAUUAAUUUCGAGGCACAGUUGGAAACAAGCACAAAACAUGCUGUUGAUUCAUCUAGUUUCAUUUAGCUUGGAGAUUAUGAUAAACUGAUAAAUUUAUCAGAUUAUUAAAGCUAUACAAUUCUCUACCUUUCCAAAUUAUCCAUAUAUAUAAUUUUCAAGCAGUCAGCAUUAAAAUCUUUCAGUUCAUUUAGGCUAAUGUACUUUAAGAGUAUUGCAAUUCAACACAUUAAAUUCUGUUAACAUAGUUGAUAAUUUAAAAAAAACAAGCAAUGUAUGUAUGGAUGGAAGUCUUCAAAUAACUUGUAGAUGUUUUAGAUGGUGAGGAUUGGGAAAUACCUCCAUAUUGCAUGCUUUAGCAGUCUGCAGCAUUGACUAUAAUGUUACUGAGUAAUAAGGGGCUAAAAUAAUUUCAGAUUUUCAGAGGCUCUUAUAUGUUGAAGUAUUUAUACUGCCUGAAUGUUAAAAUAAAACAAGUCAAUACAAGA
This is a messenger RNA of Ahaetulla prasina, 4073 nucleotides long. RefSeq names its product COMM domain containing 10 (gene COMMD10). The record is from RefSeq and is a predicted model, not a curated record. The transcript is spliced from 7 exons. Bases 182 to 784 code for a protein of 200 amino acids. Lineage: Eukaryota; Metazoa; Chordata; Lepidosauria; Squamata; Colubridae.